Molecule: messenger RNA, 483 nt
Organism: Saxophila tyrrhenica
Lineage: Eukaryota; Fungi; Ascomycota; Dothideomycetes; Mycosphaerellales; Extremaceae
Exons: 4
Coding region: 1-483 (160 amino acids)
Cellular component (GO): membrane
Source: RefSeq, a predicted model, not a curated record
AUGGCAGACGCAGCAGCAACCCUUGGCCUAGGCAAGGCUCUCCCCGUCACCGGCACCUUCAGCAUCCCUCUCGUUGUACUCUCCUCCCUACUCUCCCUCAACGCAGCGAAGACGCGCGUGGACUGCAACACCUGGCAGGGAGACCAAGCCAUCACCAAGGAUGGCAGCAAGCCCGCUGGCGUUAAGUCGCCUGAUGGCAACACCUACGACCCCCUCCUCAUUGCGACCCGAGUGCACGCGAACAUGAUGGAGAACCUCCCUAUCACUCUGCUUUUGGCAGGGCUGGCUGAGCUCAACGGAGCGGACAGGAAGAAGCUGUCGGUUGUAUUGGCGGCCUUCUCGGUUAUGAGGAUCUCCCAUAUUGUUGGCUUAUUCAAGGGUAGCCAGCCUGCAAGAGCCCUUGGCUUCUUCGGCACCAAUAUCGUGCAGCUGGGACUGGUUAGCUGGCUGGGAGUCCUCACUAAGGGUUACUGGGGCUACUAG